Messenger RNA from Folsomia candida, 1749 nucleotides. It is a transcript of the gene Cdk8, whose product is annotated as cyclin-dependent kinase 8. Gene Ontology annotation, molecular function: RNA polymerase II CTD heptapeptide repeat kinase activity; ATP binding; cyclin-dependent protein serine/threonine kinase activity. The transcript is spliced from 9 exons. Gene Ontology annotation, biological process: protein phosphorylation. Bases 142 to 1623 code for a protein of 493 amino acids. The record is from RefSeq and is a predicted model, not a curated record. Gene Ontology annotation, cellular component: nucleus; mediator complex. NCBI's taxonomy places the organism in Eukaryota, Metazoa, Arthropoda, Collembola, Entomobryomorpha, Isotomidae.
CUUGAGAACUUUGGGGAACUUUGAGGUUUUCAAUUCCACAUUCCAAAAGAAAAUUUCUAAAAGCAACAUUGUUUACACAAAUUGUGUAACACAAUCUUUUACUUUUAAAUAGACUUGUAACGUUUAAGUGUUUGGAAUAACAUGGAUUAUGAGUUCAAAGCGAAGACGGCCGCGGAAAGGGUCAAAGUUGAAGAUUGGUUCGACUACGAAGGAUGUAAAGUCGGUCGAGGGACUUAUGGACAUGUUUACAAAGCAAGAAGGAAAGAAGGGGUUGGACCUCCAACACUGGGAAGUCGUGGCGAGUUUAAGGAAUAUGCCCUCAAACAGAUCGAAGGAACUGGGCUUUCCAUGUCGGCUUGUCGUGAAAUUGCGCUCCUCCGUGAACUGAAACAUCCUAACGUGAUAAGCUUGCAACGAGUCUUCCUAUCUCACAACGAUCGGAAGGUGUGGCUUUUAUUCGACUAUGCGGAACACGAUCUUUGGCAUAUUAUCAAGUAUCAUCGGGCAGCAAAAGCAAGUAAAAAACCCGUCAUGGUUCCAAAAGCUAUGGUCAAGUCGUUACUAUAUCAGAUUUUGGACGGAAUUCAUUAUCUUCAUGCUAACUGGGUGUUACAUCGAGAUCUGAAACCUGCCAAUAUUCUCGUCAUGGGAGAUGGAAUUGAGAGAGGUCGGGUAAAAAUUGCCGAUAUGGGAUUCGCCCGUCUAUUCAAUUCUCCACUGAAACCACUGGCGGAUUUGGACCCUGUCGUAGUAACAUUUUGGUAUCGAGCCCCUGAACUCCUCUUGGGAGCUCGGCAUUAUACUAAGGCUAUCGAUAUUUGGGCCAUUGGUUGCAUUUUCGCCGAGUUAUUGACCAGCGAACCCAUCUUCCAUUGUCGUCAAGAAGACAUAAAAACCUCAAACCCAUACCAUCACGAUCAACUCGACAGAAUAUUCAACGUUAUGGGAUUUCCGCAAGAUAAAGAAUGGGAGGAUAUUCGAAGAAUGCCUGAACACAACACGUUACUUAAAGAUUUCAAGAGGACAAAUUAUCAAAAUUGUUCUCUAAUUAAGUACAUGGAUCGACAUAAGAUUAAGCCAGAGUCGAAAGCAUUUUGUCUGUUACAAAAGCUGCUACUGAUGGACCCAACAAAACGAAUAACGUCAGAAACUUCUCUUCAAGAUCCAUACUUUUCCGAGGAACCUUUACCAACAAAGGAUGUAUUUUCUGCGUGUCCAAUUCCCUAUCCAAAACGAGAGUUUUUGACAGAUGAUGAUCAAGUGAAAGAGGAGAAACCAGAAAACAAAAUGCAACAGCGACCUCCACAACAGUCUCAGGUUCAUCAACAAAGCCAACAACAGAUUCACCAGCAACAAAAUCCAGGUAAUGGUGGUCCUGAUGCGAAACGAGUCCGGCUAAACCAUCCAUCCGAGGGCCAUGCAAAUACUGGAGGUGGUUCUACUAAUUCAUCGGGUUACAAUAUUGGACAGAGCGGGGGUGGAGUACAUUCCUCAGGAAAUUCAAUGCAUGGAGUUAGCAUGCACUACCAACAACACCAAAGUCAAAAUCAACAACAGCAGCAGCAGCAACAACAACAGCAACAACAGCAAAGACAGCAAAAUAAUUAUGGACAACGUUUUUAAAAUAUAAUUUGUUUUUAGUUUUUUAAUUAUUGUUUUAUUUUUAUACAUAUAUAUGAAUGACAUACUGUUGGACUGGAAGUAAGGAACAAAAUAAAUUUUAAAAAUUAUCAAAGUUUAUCCAAAGAA